UCGUUAAAAUAUAUUCUUUCUUGGUCCAUGUAAAGAGUGUACAAUAAUCAAUAGAGUCUUCUCACUAUACAAGUAACACACCAAAUUCACUCGUUUCCGCUCAGACUUUCUCUAUCACCAACACAAUAACACUACACCGCUUUCCAUACUUUACUCUGCAAAUAACCAUGGAGAGAAUGUUCGAAGAAGAUGAUGACCUUUAUGUUGAAGAUUUUCAGGAGAACGAUGAUAGUGAUGAUACAUAUUCGGAUUUUGUUGUUGAUGAGGUCAAUGAGAAUGAAGCCGACGAUGCUGAAGAUGACUAUGCAGGGACAAAUUCAGUUUCAAAGACUUUUGCCGCAGUACAACGGCAUUACGAGCCUCUCACCUUUGGACCAGAGCGACUCUUUGAGAGCAGCAAAUUGCAGUUCAAGACUAGGACUUUACCAAAUAGUAGACAACAAGGCGAGGUGAUCAUCGAAACCAUAAGAUUCGCUACGCGCAAACUUUAUGCAGAUGGUCAAAUCGAGUACAUCCUCUUCAAGUGUCCUAAUCCACACAAGCCUGCGAUGGUGCUUGCAGAGGCGGUAGAUAGAGCGUUGAAUGCUUUUGCGCGCCUUUCGAACGGCUAUCUACAUUUGCCAAUGAGUCUUGCGCUUAUGGAGGACGAUUCUGUUCGUGAUAUCUUGCAUUCUGGCAUCGAGACGGCAAAUUUUUUUUCCGGACAUUGUCAAAUUUUGCAGCAUCAUUUCUCAGCCGUAUUUUGAAAGGAGAAACUUUUACUCUUUCGGUGCCAGAGAAAGCCAAAAUCAAGGCACACAAUAGCAAGUUAGGGACAGCAGGGGGUA
Meira miltonrushii is the source of this 827-nucleotide messenger RNA. RefSeq lists its product as uncharacterized. NCBI's taxonomy places the organism in Eukaryota, Fungi, Basidiomycota, Exobasidiomycetes, Exobasidiales, Brachybasidiaceae. The coding region runs from base 168 to 746 and encodes 192 amino acids. The record is from RefSeq and is a predicted model, not a curated record. The transcript has a single exon.